AUGAGUAGCGGGACACGCAAGAAAUCAGUGCCAGGGAUAAAUGGAGGCCUUCCACAAAUUGACACUGGUGUCACGAACAAUCUUCUCAAGAAACCAGGCUCAUCAGCCGUCCCUCUCUACCAACAAUGCUCAGCGCUGGGCGCCCGUCUCUCCCGUGUACACGACUUUGCACCCUUCCUGAAUAUACAUGCUAAAUCACAACAGCAACAAGACGGACUGUCCAGCUCAUCAACAAUAACACCACCCACUCUUCGUCGAUCCGUGGAUCCGGUCCAUGGACUCUGGGACUGUCUUGCCCUCGGGACGCCUUUAUGUUUCCUUUUCAACUUAUUAGACAUUCCUAUCGAAAUGCGUCUCAAGGUCGACACCGACCCAGAAGAGAUCGACUCAAACGACGUCAAGCGAUGCAAGCAGCACAUCGCUCAGUUCCUCAUGGGUAUAUCCAACCUUCAGAAAGUUGGUAAAUGGGAUGGCACCGAUACUUUCCUUCUGGUUGAGCUGAAUGGCCCCGAGCGUAAUACAAACGGCUUCGUGAAGGUCGUGGCGGUUCUGUCGCAGCUCCUUGACAGGCUCCCUGGACAUGUAUUCAUGGAAGAACCCAUGCCGUCCACAUCACUUGAGGGUGAUAGUACUGACGAAUUAUCGACAAGCAGUGAUGGGGAUGCACCAGCAGACCCCAAUGAGGCGUUUCGCAAACACCUCAUCAAGGAACUUCUUGACACCGAGCGCCAGUACGUCCGGGACUUAGAGGUCAUGCAGAAUUUCGCGACGGCUCUCCGAACCCAGAAUCUAAUGAACCAAGACACAAUUCAUCGUUUGUUUCUGAACACGAACAGCCUUUUGGACUUCCAGCGACAUUUUCUUAUCGACUUGGAAGGUGUCUUCGAGCAGAAAUGGCCUGAACAACGAUGGGGUCAGGUCUUUAUCGACCACGAGACGGAAUUUGAGGUAUAUGAGCCGUAUUGCGCGAAUUUCGAGAGCGCAUCAAAAUUGCUGCUUGAGGUGCAGGAUGCCAUGAUGCCGUUAUCUGAGAUACUUAAUCCUCAGACCGAGUUGCCAGCGUUCUUAAUUAAACCUGUGCAGCGGAUUUGCAAGUACAGUUUGUUCCUUGAGACUCUGAAAAAAAAUCUGGAAGCUAGCGCCGGCGCCCCCUAUCCAUACAUAGAUGAAGUAAGGGAAGGUUUCGAAGCUAGCAAACGCUUCACCGCCCGCAUGAACGAGGCUCAAAGGCGAGCGGACAAUGUCGCUACCGUCAAGGCUCUUGAGAAGCGGGUGAUCGAUUGGAAGGGUCACCAUAUUGCCAAUUUCGGAGAGCUCAAGCUGGAUGACAUGUUCGCUGUAAACAAAUCGGACGUCGAUCGCGACUAUCAUGUGUUCUUGUUCGAGAAGAUAGUUCUCUGCUGCAAGGAGCCGCCAGUUGCUGGGCAGAACACUUCGACGUUGAAGAAGUCAAAGAAAACCGACUCACUUUUGAAGAAGGGUGGGUCGACGCCGGUGCCACCUGUUCCAUUGAGUGCUCAGGCAAAGAAGAGUGCUGGUCCUCUCAUGCUGAAGGGGAGGAUUUUCCUGAGCAAUGUUACGCUCGCCAAGAGCGUGACUAUUGACGGUGUACACGGCUUGGAAGUCUGGUGGCGUGGGGACGAUGAACUUGAGUUCUUCACGCUCAAGUGCAGAACAGAGGAACAAAUGAAGAUGUGGGAAAAGGAACUCAACACUCUCAUUAAUGAAGCUCAUCGCCGAUCACACGCCGCCGACCAUGCCCGCUCUCCGACGUUCGGCUCGAGUUCCGUUCAUCCGUCGAUGGUGGCUGCGGCAUCACCGAUCUUCGCAGCAUCUCCGUCGUCUUCCCAAAGUCUUGCUCCAUUUGGUAGAGGCAAGGAUCCUCGCCAGUACUUGGGUAACACCCCUAUCCCGCUCUCUGCCCAGGGUUCACAACGUUUGAAUCAAGACGACGACGCAUCUGCGGAUGAGGACUUCGACGUGUCGGACAUACGGGACGGCCGUACUUCGGCCGCUUACAUGCGUCGCCCGGGAUCGACGCCUGCGCCCAGUCAUGCAUCGUCGUCGUCCUAUGGCGGGCACAGUCGACCGGCAACGGAUGGAUAUCCCGGGCAUCAUUACCAGCGCUCAGGAUCAAGCUUCCGUCAUCAUCCACCCCCCCUGCCGAAUCAGCAAUCACAGCAACAGCAACCCGUUCGUCCUGUGUUGAAGAGUCAGUUUAGCUCUUUAAGGCUCGGUAGUGAGUAUGCCGAGGAUGAAGAUCCAAGACCGAGAGCUGCUACUACGGGCCAUGAGCGUUCGAUACCAAGUCCGUUUAAUCCACGUUUGAGGAGCAUCAGUACCCCUACGGCCCCACAGCAAACCCAGCACAAGCGACCCCAAGUCCCAAAUAACCAUAUACAAGCUUGGUCGGCUACGGCAUCACAAUCUUCUCUUAUGUCAACCUCGACCGACAAUAAGCGGGGCAGUGGCAGCUCUGGUGUGAGUGAUCGCUCGUCUGGUUUCUCGACCAACGAACACAGUGGUGGAAGUCCAAUCACUCAAUAUGGCUCGUCGAGCGGGUCUAACAUCUCGACAGCGAUGCUGCCGAAGUCGAAGCUAAGCGAAGGACAUCAGCUCCCUCCAAGUACUCCCCUCGUUCCCAAUACUGCUGGUACUGCCAACCCCAACGCGAAGGUGAAGAUAAAGGUCCACUACCGCACAGACAUCUUUGUGAUUGCCGUUCCCAAAACGGUCAAUUACCAAGAGUUGCUGUUUAGUGUCACGAAGAAGGUUCGAUUAUGUGGAGGAGAUCGGGAUGACAGUCCCUUGCGGAUCAAGUACGAGGAUGAGGAUAACGAUAUGAUUACCUUGGGCUCCGACGAGGAUAUUCAGAUGGCGUUCGAUACGAAUCUCGCCCAGAUCUCAUUCCACGUUGCGUAA
Messenger RNA from Cantharellus anzutake, 2922 nucleotides. RefSeq lists its product as uncharacterized. Gene Ontology annotation, molecular function: guanyl-nucleotide exchange factor activity; protein binding. Gene Ontology annotation, biological process: septin ring organization; establishment of cell polarity. Lineage: Eukaryota; Fungi; Basidiomycota; Agaricomycetes; Cantharellales; Hydnaceae. Gene Ontology annotation, cellular component: mating projection tip; division septum; cytoplasm. Bases 1 to 2922 code for a protein of 973 amino acids. The transcript has 7 exons. The record is from RefSeq and is a predicted model, not a curated record.